CUGAGUUGAGAAAUGGAGAAUCUGAUACAGCUUGUGAACAAGAUACAGAGAGCAUGCACCGCCCUCGGCGACCACGGCGAGGACGGCAAAGAAGGUGCCGUUCCCACUCUCUGGGACGCCCUUCCCUCUAUCGCAGUCGUCGGCGGCCAGAGCUCUGGAAAAUCUUCGGUGUUGGAGAGUAUUGUCGGAAAGGACUUUUUGCCUCGUGGAUCUGGUAUCGUAACUCGGCGUCCUCUUGUUUUGCAACUUCAUAAGAUUGACGAAGGGAGGGAGUAUGCAGAGUUUAUGCAUCUUCCUUAAUUUUCCUUUUCUUUAGCUGCCGUUAGGCAAGAGAUCUCUGAUGAGACUGACAGAGAAACUGGUCGAACCAAGGGCAUUUCUUCUGUUCCUAUCCAUCUUAGUAUCUACUCCCCUCAUGUUGUUAAUCUAACACUGGUUGAUCUUCCUGGACUUACAAAAGUCGCCGUUGAUGGUCAACCAGAUAGCAUUGUGCAAGACAUUGAAAAUAUGAUUCGGGCUUUUAUCGAAAAGCCAAAUUGCAUCAUUUUGGCAAUAUCUCCGGCUAAUCAAGAUCUUGCUACCUCAGAUGCAAUUAAGAUUUCCCGUGAAGUAGACCCUAAAGGGGAAAGGACAUUUGGAGUUUUGACAAAGAUUGAUCUUAUGGACAAGGGUACGGAUGCCGUGGAUAUCCUUGAAGGGAAAGCAUAUAAGCUAAAUUUCCCUUGGAUUGGUGUUGUCAACCGCUCCCAAGCAGAUAUCAACAAAAAUGUUGAUAUGAUUGCUGCUCGACGUAGAGAGCAAGAGUAUUUUGAAACUACUCCAGAAUAUAGACAUCUCGCAAGCAGAAUGGGCUCAGUGCAUCUAGGAAAGGUGCUAUCUAAGCAUUUGGAAACUGUCAUAAAGUCUCGGAUCCCAGGCCUUCAGUCACUAAUUAGUAAGACAAUCAUGGAUUUGGAAAUGGAACUAAAUCGCAUUGGGAAACCUAUUGCUGCAGAUACUGGAGGGAAGUUGUACACGGUAAUGGAAAUCUGUCGAAGUUUUGAUCAGAUAUUUAAAGAUCAUCUUGAUGGAAUACGCCCUGGUGGUGAUAAAAUUUACCAAGUAUUUGACAAUCAGUUUCCAGCAGCUCUUAAAAGGCUACACUUUGACAAACAUCUUUCAAUGGACACGGUGCGAAAACUAAUAACUGAAGCAGAUGGAUAUCAACCUCACCUCAUCGCUCCUGAGCAAGGAUACCGCCGUCUUAUUGAAUCUUGUGUAGUAUCUAUUAGGGGCCCUGCUGAAGCAGCUGUUGAUAUGGUUCAUGGAAUUUUGAAGGAUCUGAUCAAGACAUCUAUGAGUGAAACCCUGGAACUAAAGCAAUAUCCCACCCUUAAAGUAGAACUUGGAGCUGCAGCCAAUGAAUCAUUGGAGAGGAUGAGAGAAGAAAGUAAGAGAGCAACUCUGCAAUUGGUAGACAUGGAAUGUGCUUAUUUAACUAUCGACUUUUUCCGCAAACUUCCUCAAGAUGCCGAGAAGGGUGGAAAUCCAACUCACUCGCUUUUCGACAGAUACAGCGAUGCUUAUCUUCGUCGAAUUGCAACCACUGUAUUGUCCUACGUGAACAUGGUAUGUGCAAGCCUCAGGAAUACUAUUCCCAAGUCUGUAGUUUAUUGUCAAGUACGCGAGGCUAAACGCAGCUUACUCGAUCAUUUCUUCACAGAGUUGGGGAAGAAGGAUGGAAAACAACUAUCUGCGUUGCUGAAUGAGGAUCCGGCAGUGAUGCAGCGCAGAACCUCGCUCGCAAGAAGGCUAGAGCUAUACAGAAAUGCCCAAGCAGAAAUUGAAGCUGUUGCAUGGAAUAAGUAGAAAGCACCAAUGCUACUGAGCCGAAUUCGGAUUUUAGAUUCUUUUGUGUAUGUCGAGGGGAGGGAGCAUAAUCA
Messenger RNA from Arachis duranensis, 1922 nucleotides. RefSeq names its product dynamin-related protein 5A. Gene Ontology annotation, cellular component: membrane; microtubule; cytoplasm. Gene Ontology annotation, molecular function: GTPase activity; GTP binding; microtubule binding. Lineage: Eukaryota; Viridiplantae; Streptophyta; Magnoliopsida; Fabales; Fabaceae. The record is from RefSeq and is a predicted model, not a curated record. The transcript is spliced from 16 exons.